Messenger RNA from Condylostylus longicornis, 951 nucleotides. RefSeq lists its product as uncharacterized. Lineage: Eukaryota; Metazoa; Arthropoda; Insecta; Diptera; Dolichopodidae. Bases 177 to 653 code for a protein of 158 amino acids. The transcript is spliced from 2 exons. The record is from RefSeq and is a predicted model, not a curated record.
UUUUUUUCAUCGCUGUCACUCUAUGUCAUAUAAUUGUUUAUUGGAAUACUUAUUUACAUACAUCUUGCAAAAUUUUAAUUUUUUCACACAUUAAUAAAAUAAUUCUUAAAUUAAAAACACAAAAAUAAUCUAGGUUUGAUAUCUUUAUUGCGGUUUAAUUUCUAACCAGAACUAUCAUGCAACCAAACGACAUUUUCGCUCCAGAUUCUGCUUACAGUCCGGAUCCGGAGAAAAUAAAUGGCGAGGCUAAUGAAGGAAAUAAUGAGUCGAUAAAUAUUGAAUACCCAUUAGAAUCAAUGAGUUUUGAAUAUAUGAUAUGGACAAAUAAUGAAGAAUCUGAAGAAAGCAAUUUAAACAGCAUAAUGGAUUCGUCGACGUCAAUUUCAACAAGACCAAAUAAUGUAGUUAGAAAAGAUAAUAGAAAAGCUAACCGAAAUCGCAAUAUAGAUUUCAGUUCAUUUGACAAAGAUGGUUCCACCAAAGAUCUGAAUCCUCAUAAUGCAGACAUAUUAAUCAAAUAUAUGACAAUAUUACUCAAAGAUGCAGAGCAAAAACAACGUGCAAUCAAACGCUUGCAAGCAGAAUUUGACAAAAAAUCCAAAGAAGUUGCGAACUUAAAGGAUAUAUAUGAGAAAUUAAAGAGAAAGAGAUAAUUUCGCAGUUUCCUUUGUACAUCACUGCUUGAUUGAAAAAUGCGUUAUGUUAAGUUUUGUUAAAUGAAUCAAUCAUCUUUAUUUUUUUUAAAUUAUAAAAAAUAUUGGAAAAAAUGCAAUUGGAUAUAAAUUUUUGAAUAUUCAUAUUGUUAAAAAUUUAUAAAUUUUUAAAAAGUUUGUAACACAAAACAGAUCUAGAAUUCAAAAUUUUAAUAUCAGGUUAAUAUAAGAAAACACUUGUGAAAAUUGCUAUGUUAAAUUACAUGAAAGUAAAAUGAAGUAAUUAAUAUUGUUUUAA